Molecule: messenger RNA, 1339 nt
Organism: Neurospora hispaniola
Lineage: Eukaryota; Fungi; Ascomycota; Sordariomycetes; Sordariales; Sordariaceae
Exons: 2
Coding region: 390-1241 (283 amino acids)
Source: RefSeq, a predicted model, not a curated record
GCAACCUUGGAUCCUGCAAUGCAGGCCACCUUGGGACGACGAGCCUGCAAAACCUAUGCCCGUACCUGUCCCGGCCGGAUAUCCGUUUAAAUUCAUCAGUGCAUGAUGAACAAGAAGUACAGCAGAUGAAAAUAUUUCAAAAUGGUAUUUAAUCAGUGGCCUUUACACCAUGUCUCCAACGCUUUCAUUUCCAUCCCAUUCUCCAUCGCUUUUGAGUAUCGACGAGACACAACCCGUCUUCCUUCGAGGCAAAACUAGAAUUAUACGCACACAUCAUCUACCGCACAACACUUAGCCUCCGUUACCAUUCACGACUUGUUACUACAGGGACAGUGUUGGUACCAUCUGCCUAUUAUCUACUACUACACCGCCCAACAUCCACAGCCACAAUGGACGACUCGGACUCGGACUCGGACUCCUAUAUCUCUGACACGUCGACGGUUGACUUUGACCAACAUCGCGCCAGUCCCACCAGUAACUCCGAUACCACAUCCUACGCGCCCAUGCUUAUUGAGGCAACGGAGGACGCACAAAAGCUCCAGAAAAUGAGCUUGGAGCUUGCAUCUGCAAGAAUGGAAAUUAUGAAACUCAAGGCCGCUGGUCAAACCCAAGAGGCUGUGAUUCAAAAGCUUAGAGCUACCCUUGAAAAGGAGAGAAAGAGGAUAGCAGCUGGCCAAGAUGAGGCGCUACAGCAACACAAAGAUACCAUCCGGAGGCUGGGAGAGGAAUAUACAACAGCAGUGGCGGAAAAUAACGAGGAAGAGCACGCCAACUCAGUCAUGACUGCUCUCAGAUUGGAGGUUGCGGGGUUGCGAACGUCCCUAGAUUUGACUGAACAGCAUCGCGAUCAGGCUGUGAGCAACAACAUCGACCUUCAACAGCCUAACGAAGAUCUCAGGUGGGCUUUGGCGGCGCACCGACGUGAAAUCGAAAAGCUAUGCGGCGCAGAGAACAAGAUGGCCCGUAUCGAGAAGGUAUUCAAGGAGUCAUUCAAGAAUGCCGGCACAUCACUCAUAUCCAUCAACGGUGUUUAUGACUUGGAAGGGUCACUUCAGCUGUUACUCGAAAGGGACAAAUUCAGGGCCAAGGAGCUUGACGAUGUCAAGAAACAAUUGCUUAAGGCCAAGAAUGCUAAACCAUCCGAAGAAGGUAAUCACCAGAGACCACGAAAGUGGUGGUGGAUGUCUUUUGAUUGGAUGAAGACAGAGAGAUACCUAUGGCGAGGAAAGAAGACAGAGUAGGUGGCCAUUGCUCCUGAUUCUAAGUGGGCAGGGGCAUCAUUGAUCUAGAACGGAAGGCACAAGGGUAGUGUGAGGGAUGGUCAAUUGUGCCUUCUCUC